Messenger RNA from Salarias fasciatus (jewelled blenny), 1144 nucleotides. RefSeq lists its product as uncharacterized. Bases 130 to 864 code for a protein of 244 amino acids. Gene Ontology annotation, cellular component: mitochondrion. Gene Ontology annotation, biological process: regulation of autophagy. The transcript is spliced from 2 exons. NCBI's taxonomy places the organism in Eukaryota, Metazoa, Chordata, Actinopteri, Blenniiformes, Blenniidae. The record is from RefSeq and is a predicted model, not a curated record.
GCUGAGGCUACGGGGAGGCAGCAUCACUGGAUGGAAACAGGCUCACCGAUGCAGGCUGUUUGACACCACAAGCGCAGGGAGAAGAAGAAACCAUCCAGUGGGAGCGGCGAAGAGCAUCUGCAAGCAGGUAUGAGGCCCCGGUCCAAGCUGCUGUCCAAGAGGAGAACCACGCUGCCCACCAUCCGAGAGGGCUCCGAGGAGGCGGUGAGGGAUCUGAACGAAGCCAACACGCUUCACACCCACAGCCAGGCGGUGUCAUCGGAGGACUACCUCCUCUCCAUCUGCCACCUGGCACACCCCACCUUCGCCACGAGAGCUGUCUCGCAGCCGGAUGCUGUGUCACGGCACAGCGGCGCAACGCUGCCCGCCUCCGAGCCCAGCCGAGAAAGAGAAGGGAGUGUGACUGACGCGCGACAGGACGAGGGGGGAGACCUGAGGAGCACCCUGAUGUUCGGCUACUCCGACCCUCUGGAGUAUCUUUACGGACACCACAGCCACCCCUCCGCCCUCCCGGGCGGCGUGAGGGGGGCGCUGGCAGAGGGGAGGCUCGUCAGACAGCGUGGCAGAGCGUGGGAGGGCCAGGCUCGCGGCCGGGCCCACAGCAUCCCCCGAACCUCCAGUCCAGACUUCCCGCGCCAACGCAAGAGCAGCUGCCCCGAGCUGCGGACCAGCUCCGCGGCUCAGCCUGCGGCCCCGAUGCACAGCUCGUCCAGGUCCGAGACCCCGAGGAGUCGGCCAGCGGACGAGGAGAAUCCCACAAACAUCAAACAGUCCCUCAUCUCGCAGUGGAUCUCUGACUGCAGGCUGGCAUGGAAGGAAGCGCGCACACGGGCGUGCAUGCUGCCCGCCAUCGCUGAGGUGUAAGGCGCCAAAGGACAACCUCUGUAAACAUUCCUCAGAAAUAUCCUAAUCUUUCUGUGUCAGUGCAUGUGACAUUAACAUUAGGAGACAGGAAAAAAGAGAAACACUUGAAAACAUGCAAAAGCAAAUAAAUGUUAUGAUCGUUCAUCUCUGAUGUUGGAACUGUGCUAUUUACUCUCGCAUCCUUUGUACUCUUGAUGUAUGCUGGUGAACAUACAAAUCUAUGAAAAUGGGAAAAUCUGUACCAUCCCUUUUAUAUUUUCCAGUGUUUUGUGAAUUACUU